GCAUUGGCCGGUAAAGCAACAGCAACUUGUAAUACACUAGGAAGGGCGGUGCUUUAAAACGUUCUUUCCAAAAGAAAUGCGCAGCGCCGAGGGGGCGGGAUAUUUUAGCUGGCGGGGAGAUUCGGUUGAAAUCAGUAAAACCGAGAGCUCUGGAGCCGAACCACCGAUCAUCUUCUGAAGAUAAUAAAAAUAACAAUCCCACUAAAAAAUAAAAUAUGCAUUUUAAUUGUUUUUCAGAGACAAACUGGUAAAAGGCGAUCCUGAGUGUCAUCCAAAACACUGCUUUAAACUAAAUGAUCCCCGGGCUUGCGUAGCUGAGGCUUCAGCGGUAAAAGCCUGAGAAACGGGAAGACUGGGCUGUUUGUUAUCGUCGUUAAGUGCAUUGCUACAACCAUAAUGUUUUGGUGGACCGAGAAGUUUUUCCAUCACCUUCUUUGAGAGAAUCGUUUGAGUUGCUACAAUGGAAGAGAUGGAGAUAGACCUGCAGCUGGGGGGAACAGAGACAGUGUCGCACCAAGUGGAGCAGGGUGGCUGGAACAAUGUGUUCCCGAUAAUCAUUCCUGAAUCAGAAAGCGACAUAGAGGAAGAGGAGCGGCCCCGUAGCCCCCCUCUUCUGAAUCCCCAGCCCGUACCCAUUCUGAGGGGGCUGCUGCAGGGGGUCACCAGCUCUGUGGUCGAGCCAGCACGACAGGGGACUGUAACGAGGAGGAGACGGGCAACACGGGCGCAAAGCCAGGCCACUCGCACCUCCGCAAGGUCCAGAUGGCCCCUCACAGCAGGAAGUGCCAGGCAGGCCUCCGCGAUGGAGAGCUUCUUCCAGCCGAGCCGCAGCCAGACUGUGCAGCUGCCUUACACCGGCUCGCUGGUGCACAUUGUGGGGGACUCGGCCACAGUGAGCGUCACUGACCCGGGUUCAGGGAACACCACGGAGCAGAGUGACUCUGAGGAGAGCCUGACUGACCUGGAGGAGGCUGCAGCACCCACGGCCCCCAUCGUGCCCGCUGCCUCUCUCACGACAGGUCUUGCAGAAGGCAGUGCUGAGACGGUAGGGUCUGUGCAGAGGGAUGUAGAUGGUCCUCCCCAAGACUCUGAGUCAAGCUCUCCUGUUAAAAUUUGUGGGCCAAAAGAGAUGCCCAGUGCCCCCACUGCACCCCUCAAUGGUCCUGGGGAGGAAGAGGGCGAUACCUGUUCAAUCUGUUUCGAACCCUGGACCAAUGCAGGGGAGCACCGCCUCUCGACCCUGCGCUGUGGUCACCUCUUCGGGUUCACCUGCAUCGACCGCUGGCUUCGGGGGCAGGGGGGCAAGUGUCCGCAGUGCAAUAAGAAGGCAAAGCGCACGGAUAUUGUGGUGCUGUACGCUCGCACGUUAAAGGCCCUUGAUACCAGUGAGCAGGAGAGGAUGAAAAGCCUUCUGGAGCGCGAGCAAGCCUUGCGGAGGAAGUCUGAGCUGGAGUCGGCGCAGUGCAGGCUGCAGCUCCAGGUGUUGACAGAUGAGUGCGGGCGACUGCGCAAGCAACUUCAGGAGUUGAAGGUGUUGAUGUCCCAGCAGGGCUGUAGCUCCUCUCAAUCGAGUAGCUCCCGCACCGCCCUCUCGCAGGGCUCCAGCCAGGCCCGGGGGGGGCGCUACACUUUCAACAAGGCUGUGAUGGUGUCCCAGACAGGGAACUGCCGCGUACUGUCCUACUGCGAGCCUCUCAGCUGCCUACUGGCCUCCCAGCCCUCCCCACAAGCAACACUGGUACCAGGCUGCGGCGUUAAGAAGAUCAGUGCAGUCAGCAUGAAGGCGUGUCAGUACGUACCCAUCCACGCCAAGCAGAUCCGUGGCCUGGCCUUCAGCAACCAGGCAGACAGUCUAAUGCUCUCUGCAGCGCUGGACAGCACCAUCAAACUGACCAGCCUCCUGACAAACACGGUAGUGCAGACCUACAACACAGGCCGCCCCGUCUGGAGCUGCUGCUGGUGCCUGGAUGAUCCCAAUUAUAUCUACGCUGGGUUGAACAACGGCUCUAUCCUGGUGUACGACACACGGGACACCAGCACAUAUGUGCAAGAGCUCGCGCCCCUUGGGUCCAGGUGCCCUGUGGCCUCCCUGUCCUAUCUCCCACGUGCCACCUCGGCUGCUUUCCCCUGUGGGGGGCUGAUCGCUGGGACCCUGGAGGGGGGCAGCUUCUGGGAGCGGAAGGACGGGACGACCUACGGAGCCCACCUCCUCCCGCUGGAGACAGGCGGCUGCACAGACAUCCAGGUGGAACCAGCCAGCCGGCACUGUCUCGUCACCUACAGGCCAGGCAAGUCAAACCCCUCCCUGCGAUGUGUGCUGAUGGAGCUCAGCAGGGGGCGCCAGAUAAACUCGUCUGAGGACCCUCCAUGUACCUGCCACCCCGUCCAGUCCUUCAAUGCCGGCUCCUCCUGCAAGUUGCUCACCAAGAACGCUGUGUUUGAGAGCCCGGCACGCGACGGGGCCAUGCUGGUGUGUGCAGGAGACGAGGCUUCCAACUCUGCUAUGCUGUGGGAUGCCGGCCGUGGUUCUCUGCUUCAGAAACUGCAGGCUGACCAGCCAGUGCUGGACAUUAGCCCCUUCGAGGUGAACCAGAGCAGCUACCUGGCCUUGCUCACGGAGAAGAUGGUGAAGAUCUACAAGUGGGAUUGAGAUAAAGAACUGCAUGGAGUAGAGUGAGGGAAUGGGGGAGUCCUUUAACAUAACACCACAACACGGCUUCUGGAAGUACUGUACUUGACACAAGGCAGUGGUUGCUGUCACAUGAUUUGGGGGAAGGGGCAUUCUAUCUGAAUGGGAGCACACUUUCCAUUUGGGGUCCCCAUAGAAAUAAAAACUAGAGACCCAACGAGAAUUGAGAAAAGCAUCAAACCAAAUACGCCAUGGAGUUGUGGGUUCCCAAUAAUUAUGACUUUGUGAUCUUCAGUAUGAAUAGGGUCUUGGGAUUACCGUAGUUUUAACUGGAGUAGAGUCCCCACUAUGAAUUGGGACAAAUGAGGGGAAUGCCUAUCAGGCUGAAGGUGUAAUAUUGGGGUGUGUGUUGAUUCCAUCAUACACAGGAUGGUGAGGCAUGGGUAUCUGCAUGAACACGGACGAGUGGUGACCACUGUACAGGCAUCAGUGAAGAUUGAAGUUUUCUUUUAAUUUAGAAAUGAUCCCGAAUAGCUCAGAGAGCACGAACAUCUAAUUUCCAGUAGGCAUUUCUUCCUGUUGUUUCUUUUACAACUAUCACUUUUAUUUAAUCAAAUAUUUGUCCACUUGGAUUUGUCUGAGCCCUUAGUAGCUGUCCCAGUUGUACCCACUCAAAAUCUCACAAUACAGUUUUCAAUACUCUGCAUCAUCUUUGUUUUGUGCCUGAAAUGAAAUGCUGAAAUCAAUUCACAUGGAAAGAGGAAGACUGGAUUACUAUUUGCCUGAGCAACUAGGCACGAAGGGCUGAAUUUAUCAAGAUAUUUACAUAAUGCAUUUUGCACCUUUUUUAAAAAAAGAAUAUAUAUAUAUAAUACAGUAAACUAAUUGGGGCUAGGGGAUGUUCUGAUAAUCUGAUUACAACUGAAACGUUAAUGACUUUCCUUAUCAAAAAACAUCCUAAAGACAUAAUACAAACCCUUUACCCCGACGACUGGCCUACUCGUGCAUUUCCUAUGAUAACAGGGCAGGAGAGCACUGCACACGAGACAGGUUAACAAGUGGCUGUUUGGAAAGCGGAGGUGUUCGGAUAAACAAAGUUUGAAAACUGAAAUUUGACUAAUUCUGUCAAUGUUUCCCCACUAAUAACAAUUAGCCUAGGCAUGCUUUCUAGUGACUUGGUAUUCCAUUAAGUUUGUUUAGUUACUUUAUCAGUUUUAUUUUCCUGUCACUAAAAGUGCAAAUUGCAUUUUGGCUUAGACUUGGAUCAAGCUGGCCUUAUAUUCAGGUUAAGUCACUAGCAGCUUAACCUUAAACAUAAGCCUAUUUUUAAAAACUUGAGAUUGUCUUUGCUUUUGUGUUUCAAUUUAAAUCUACAAUGCCCUGCAUUUGUGUUCAGUUUUCUUCUGAAUGAUUCCUUGUUGACUGACAACAUUCUUCCACAAAUUUUACCUUCAUGUGGAUACAGUACUUGUUGGCUGCCCUGUUUAUUUACAUUCAGGGUCUCCAAUCCUGGUCCUGGAGGGCCGGUGUCCCUCCUGGUUGUUGUUCCACCUGUACCCUAAAUUACUUAAUUGGACCAAUGAAGUGCUUAUUAGAUGCUUAAUUGGUCAAAUUCAUUAAUUUAGUGCACAGUUAGACAAAAAAAAACAGGAGGGACAGCAGCCCUCCAGUGCCAGGAUUGGCAACCCCUGCUUUGAAGUGAACACGCUGCAACUAUCUGAACUAAACAGAAGAUCAUUCACAUCACCAAGCUCAGGAAGAAAUGCAAACACGUGUCGAUUUUUAUAGGGAAAAAGCAUAUAUGGUUAAUAUUUUUCAACGUGGUCUUGUAAGCAUUGCUUCACUCAACACUAGUUACAAAGUUUUGUGCCGAAGAUUAAAUAAAAUUGAACUGCGGCCACUAACCUCAAACUUACACUAAAUGAAUAAUGUUAAACAAAUUAGAAAAUAGAGGUUGCUUUUGUUUUUUAAACAGAGUAUACAUACAUACAUACAUACAUAACUCCAGUGUGUGUUAAGUGCUAUAAACUGUGUAGAGGGAGAAUUGUAUUUGUGUGUCUGUAUGCUUUAUAUGUCUGUCUUUAUUUAUAAGGAUGAUUUUGUUUCAUUUUGUAAUAAAAGAUUCUGUAAUUUA
This is a messenger RNA of Acipenser ruthenus (sterlet), 4763 nucleotides long. Its product is annotated as E3 ubiquitin-protein ligase RFWD3-like. Gene Ontology annotation, biological process: protein ubiquitination; double-strand break repair via homologous recombination; interstrand cross-link repair. The record is from RefSeq and is a predicted model, not a curated record. Gene Ontology annotation, cellular component: nucleus; site of double-strand break. Gene Ontology annotation, molecular function: protein binding; ubiquitin protein ligase activity. The transcript has 14 exons. NCBI's taxonomy places the organism in Eukaryota, Metazoa, Chordata, Actinopteri, Acipenseriformes, Acipenseridae. Bases 461 to 2650 code for a protein of 729 amino acids.